UAAUUCGAAUUUCAUUUUUAAGUAUGUUGUUCCCGGGUUCGCUUCCCACCACUCCAGCUCUCAUAUUCUAUCUAGUAUCUAGUCUCUCCUUUAUUUUUCUUCGCGCCAUCAAAUCAUUCACAACAAUCAAAACCCAGAAACUCAUGGAUUCCAAACUCUACGGCCUGCCUCCUCUCAAAAGAUUCAGGUUGAUGCAACAAGAAGAAGAACAACAACAACUUCAACAACAUACAGGCACGCCGGUGUUUUCUUCACCACUUCCUGCUAAGAAGCGAAAGGAAUCUCGGGAUUCGCCUCUUAUUUUCCCUGAUCCCAUUUCUGCCACUGACAGUGCCACCACCUAUUCCUUGCCCGCCAAGAAAAGGGUAUGGGCGCUUCAACCCAAUUUCAUUACCGACGAGGUUGUCUCGCCUCCUUUCGACCUCAAUGUCGAAUACAAGCAGGCUCCAGAUCUCGAGGAAGAAAACCUAGUCAGGAAAGAGGAAUUCUCAUUCGCAAAGGGUGUCGAUCAAUCUCUUCUAAAUACUAUUCCGGGAGAAAAGGGGGAUGCUACUACUGCUGAUGUUGUUCAUGUUGAUGGUAGUUGUGAUGAUGAUGAUGGUAUUUUCUGUGCUGUUUGCCAAAGCACGGAUGGGGACCCCUCAGACCCAAUUGUGUUCUGUGACGGUUGUAAUCUAAUGGUGCACGCCACCUGCUAUGGCAAUCCCCUCGUGAAGGGUAUUCCCGACGGUGAUUGGUUCUGCGCCCAAUGCCAGAUUUUUUCCUCUGAAACCGAGAAAUAUGGAAAGCCCUCUUCUUGCUGCUUAUGUCCAACCAACGGAGGUGCAUUGAAGCCCACAAUAGACGGCCUCUGGGCCCAUAUUGUGUGUGCUCUUCUGGUUCCAGAGGUGUUCUUCUGUGAUGCAGAAGGCCGGGAGGGUAUUGACUGCUCUAAGGUUCCAAACAAGAGGUGGGAAGACCAGUGUUAUGUUUGCAAGAGUACAAGUGGAUGUGCUGUCCAGUGCUCGGAGUCCAACUGUACUUUGGCCUUCCAUGUCACUUGCGGAUUGAAGGAGGAUCUUUCUAUUGAGUACAGAGAAGGGAGGAAGAAAGAUGCUAUUGUCGCUGGGUUCUGCAAAAAACACACUGAAUUAUGGAAAAAACAACAACAAACUGGAAAGUUCAAGAUUGUGGCCAGGGAUGAGCGCAAAUAGCUUGAUUGAGGUCACAUUCCGUCCUUUUCUGGUAACCUUUGGUUAUUAGAUCUGCUGGUUGGUAUUUAGGAAUAGGGUUUUUUGCUUUCGGCGGCACCGACAGAUUCCUGUAGUUUUCGCUUAAUUAUCUUAAUUCACGUUUCAAUGUGACAUCUUUUAUGCUUUUGAUACAUGUUACACGUACAUAGGUAAAUAACCGUUCCCAACUCGUAGGGUGAAUCUAAAUGUAGAAGCUCAUCAAAUAACCGUUAAUGAAUUUUCACUAACCCAAGAAACAUAGGUUUGCUUAUAAAGGUAACUCAUUGGGAAGACUGAGCUUUAGAAACUUUAGCAAGGCUGUAGGAACUGGGAGAGUAGAUUUAAUGUCUAUGUUCUGUUAUUCUCAGGUUUUAUUGGUAAUAAAGAUGAAUUAUUGUUGUUCUACAAGAUCUUGUUCGAGAUUUGGCUUCUCAAUCUAUCGGGUAACUUAAAUAGGAAUCAUCUUUAUAAUUAUGGAUGGUGUCCAAUCUUCUUAAGAGAAUCUCUUGCCAAGCUUCCUAACACUGUGUCUGAAUUACAUCUUUGAAGUUACUUUUGCUGAUAUGUGAUAAUUGUCACGAGCUCUUUUGUGUAAGAGUUCCUCCUUCAUUUACAGUUUCCUGACGAUGGUUUGAAGUCAGCAAGCUGAAUUUCAAUUGCGUUUUUUGAACAUCUAUAAAAAAAUUUCAAGUGUUUAACUCCUGCA
Juglans microcarpa x Juglans regia is the source of this 1917-nucleotide messenger RNA. RefSeq names its product protein Jade-1-like. Gene Ontology annotation, biological process: regulation of transcription by RNA polymerase II. Lineage: Eukaryota; Viridiplantae; Streptophyta; Magnoliopsida; Fagales; Juglandaceae. The coding region runs from base 24 to 1193 and encodes 389 amino acids. The transcript has 2 exons. The record is from RefSeq and is a predicted model, not a curated record.